CACUUUCUUAGCUGCUUUAAGCAUGUGUGCCUUUCUUACUGGAAUCAGUACGAAGAAGCGCCUUGUGCACAUCAAGGGGAUUUGUCAGGGCCCACACAAGGAUGGGGUAAAACAAUAAAAGAUACAAAAGGGUGGGCCGUGAGCCUGGAGGAGGCAGGAGGAUCUUGUGCCCCUCCCCUGGACACCAGGCGAGGGUGCUGGUGACCCCAAAAGCUUUCAGGGGCAUUGAACGGCCGUGAGCUGUGGCAGGAAGCUCCGGCCCCGCCGCUGGUUCGCACUUCACCAGUGCAGCUCUGAGCGUUUUGGUUUCCUGUCCUCCGGACCCCGUCGUGUCCCCUCCGCCUGCCGCGUGUCCUCCCGACACCUCCACGCCAUGGAGGAUGAGGAUGGCUACAUGGCCUUGGACAGGCGAUGCAAGCGGGGUGCUGUGGAGAGGCCGGGACCCCUCCGGGACGCAGGACCUGCCACGAAAGACCCCGAGACGGGGGGGUCAGCACCAGGCUGGGUUCGAUCACACCAUCCCCCCCCCUCUCUGGGAUGGGGGAGAGAAUCAGAAAAAAAAUGAAGCCCGUGGGUUGAGAUAGAGACAGUUUAUUAGGACAGAAAAGAAAGGAAAAGAAUAAUAAUAAUGGUAAUAGUACUACUACUACUAAUGUGUACAAAACAAGUGACCCCCUCAGCGUUCAGUGUCUGAGCAGGACAGGCGACGAACUGAUGCUGUGCACGUGUCCUUGGGCUAAGCUCGGUAUCGUGGAACAAAAAUGGUUUUUGCACCAGAAUUGGGAACAUGGGCAAGCAGAGGAAAUGCCAGAGAGGUGGUUCCAUUGCUCCGUGAGGGCUGGAGAUGGCUGAAGUGUGAGAAAAGAGAGAGAAAGGAAGCAUUUUGGGGACCUCUGCUGUACGGUACCCCCUUGCACAGCAAAGUGCUCAGCAGUACACCCCCAUUUUCUAGAACCAUAACGUUGCUGUGCGGUACCCACUGGUGUAACUGGGAAACCGCAGCCCGGCUUCUCCCCAUCCCCUCCAAGCUCCUGGAGGCUUUGCUCCAGCCAAAGCUUCCCCACGUCAAGCAGCGGGACCCACGCAAGGAGGGUUCUGGGGUGGGAGAUGCAAAGAGAAGGUUGCGAUCGUUGGGUUUUCGCUUGUUUUUUUGGUUUUUGUGGAGGUAGCAAAGCAGCUGUCAAGUUCUGCUCAAACAGAGGGGCUCUAUUUAUUUUAUUAUUUCAUUAUAUUUCAUAUUUUAUUUUACUGUAUCAUAUGUAAUUUAUUUAUUUUAUUGAUUUAUUUAAUAUUAUUUCAUUUCAUUUCAUUGUAUUUAAAUUUUAAUUUACAAGAAAGUACUUUCUGAACAAAACCACGGACUCUUUCAGCUCCUGCUGCAUGCCCACAGUGGCACGGAGUCCUCCUGAAGCUGAGUGGAUUGAGCCACGUGGUGCUGCUGGUGCUGCUGGCAGUGCUCAGCGUGCAGGUUUUUCAGAAGGCGCCGACGCCUCCGAGCGCUCCGCAGAGCAAGAGUGAGGCCGGGGGAAGGAGCAGGAUGGAGGCGUGCCUGAUUCCCUCCCUGCUGCGCUACGUCUGCCGCUGGAAUGGCUCCGCAGGCCACGGGGGCUGCAAGCUGUGCCCCCAGUCUUGGCAGCUUUCUGGGGACCAGUGCUACCAGGUUCCCAAAUCGAGUGGGACUUGGAUGCAAGGCAAAAAAGAUUGCGAAAGUCGGGGGUCCCAUCUGGCCAUGCUCCGAAACACCGCCGAUAUGGAGCACUUAAAUGAGGGGAUCCAGCAGGGCAGCAAGGAGAAGCUAUCUGUGUGGAUUGGAUUAAAGGCAUCCAACAACACAUGGAAAUGGGUGGACAACUCCUCCUUCGACGCCACCACCCAACGUGGUUUUAAUGCCCUGGGCGUGCUCCAGUGGAGGAAGGAGCCAGAUGUUAGUGCAAGCACAGCAAUGUGCACGCGCAUCUGGGCAAGCCCGCAGCAAGAAGCCACCUGGAGCCCAGUGAGACAGGCUGGGGGAGAAGCUCCCAUUGCCCCCUCUCCCAAGAGGAAAAGGAGCUGCUUUUGGGUGCUGACGGUUUUGGUUUGCAGGUUCAGUUCCCUUCGGAAUGUGGAGAAUGGCUGCGCAACCUUCAAAGACAAGAGGCUGGAGGACGAUUGCUGUGGGUGCAACCACAAGUGGGUUUGCCAGAAAGAACCUUUCCAUCUCCUUUCAAAGACUGCAGGAGAUGGAGAGCUGUGCGGUGCCCGCCCUGAAAAGCCCAGCCUGCAGGAUGCUUGCUGCUAAUAUUUGGGGUGAAGCCCACCCUCCUCGUUACGGCUCUGCGAGGAAUUUCAGGGUUUGAACCCAACCAAGCACAGAUGAGACUAUCAGUGUAUGAACUGGUGGAAUUAGCUUACAGUUUAUUUUUUUAAUUAAAAAAAACAUACAAAUCUGUACAUCCAGACUGUUCCAAUCUUACCUUAUCCUCCUUCCAAUAGGAAGUGUAUAGUAAAUAAAUAGCAUAAUUCCAUAGUAUAUCAG
Molecule: messenger RNA, 2515 nt
Organism: Cygnus olor (mute swan)
Lineage: Eukaryota; Metazoa; Chordata; Aves; Anseriformes; Anatidae
Product: killer cell lectin-like receptor subfamily B member 1C
Exons: 6
Coding region: 1538-2278 (246 amino acids)
Source: RefSeq, a predicted model, not a curated record